AUGGACAGGAGAGAUGAGAGAAGGUGGGAGGAAAAGGUGUCGGUGGGGACAGUGAGGAUCGCGAAGUCAGCGUGGGUGUGGAACGACGGGAGGUCUUGCGGCCAGAGGACNAUCUUUACCCAGGAGAGACCCAGAGAUCAGGAGCGAAGUCCAGGCAGAGACACAAACUGGGGCAAGGAGAGAAUUAUUUACGAGAGGGGGUUCGGCGAAGAGAGAGCCAAAUGGGAGGACAGGUCUGGUAGAGAGAGAAAGGAGUGGAGUGACGAGCGACUACCCUGCGAAGAAACAACUGGAGGCGAGGAGAGACCCCAAGGAGUAGAGAGGCCCCACGACCAGGAAAGGUUCCCUAAGAAGGCUGGCCCGGAGGGGCAAGCUGGUGCUGAGGAGAAACCACCUGGGUGGGAGAAGGGCUUUAAAGAGAAGGGGUGCGACGAGCAGGAGGGCCAGGUUGCCCAGGAUUCAAGGAGAAGAAGUGGCCAGGACCAGAGGCGUGGCCAGGAGAGAAAGAGGAGCGAGGAUCCAAUCUACAGCAAAACUCCNCACUUGAGCCAGGACCAGGGGCGUGACCAAGAGAGAAGACAAAGUGAGCAUUUGAACUUCUGCAACACUCGGAGCCUGAAUCAGGACCAGGGACGUGGCCAAGAGAGGAGACGGAGCGAGGAUCCGAACUACCGAGACAUUCGGGGUCUGAGCCAGGGCCAGGGGCGUGGCCAAGAGAGGAGACGGAGCGAGGAUUCGAACUACCGAGACAUUCGGGGUCUGAGCCAGGGCCAGGGGCGUGGCCAAGAGAGGAGACGGAGCGAGGAUCUGAACUACCGAGACAUUCGGGGUCUGAGCCAGGACCAGGGGCGUGACCAAGAGAGAAGACUUAGUGAGCAUUUGAACUUCUGCAACACUCGGAGCCUGAAUCAGGACCAGGGGCGUGGCCAAGAGAGGAGACGGAGCGAGGAUCCGAACUACCGAGACAUUCGGGGUCUGAGCCAGGGCCAGGGGCGUGGCCAAGAGAGGAGAAGGAGCGAGGAUUCGAACUACUGCAACUCUAGGGGACUGAACCAGGACCAGGGGCGUGGUCAAGAGAGAAGGCAAAGUGAAGAUCCGCUCUGCCGCGAUACUCCAGCCUGGAGCAAGGACCAGGGACGUGGCCAAGAGAGAAGGCGGAGCGAGGAUCCGAACUUCCGAGACAUUCCGGGUCUGAGCCAGGGCCAGGGGCGUGGCCAAGAGAGGAGAAGGAGCGAGGAUUCGAACUACUGCAACUCUAGGGGACUGAAACAGGACCAGGGGCGUGGCCAAGAGAGAAGGCAAAGUGAAGAUCUGCUCUGCUGCUACACUCCAGACUGGAGCAAGGACCAGGGACAUGGCCAAGAGAGAAGGCGGAGCGAGGAUCUGAUUUCCAGAACGACUCAGACCUUGAGCCAAGGCAAAGGGCCUAGCGAGAACUACAAGAAGAUCGCCUUCUCCCACACGUGCCCUUUUAGGGCCAUUCAUACAGUUGAUAUGCCCCAAAAACAGCAUGCAUCACGCACAGAAAGCUAUGUUGCUCUGCCACCCCUGGUCUCUGAAUCCUUGGGCUUCCACACCAAUAACACACUCGCUGUCUAUCAAGGCCUCGUCUAUUACCUGCUGUGGCUGCACUCCAAGUAUCAUAAGGCCUAUGCAGACCCAGUGCACGAUCCUACCUGGCGCUGGUGGCAACACAAAACAAAGGACAAGGAUUACUUCUUUUACCUGUUCAGCAACCGGCUGGCGGCAGAAGGCAUAUACAUCAACAUGAACGCCUACCAAAAGCUCUACAACAUGUCGGGCGACCAUGGAAUGCCUGAUCUUGUCUUCCUAGACAAGGGCAACUGGUUCACCUUCACUGUGGUCUUAUUGUCACAUGAAGACACCUUCACAAGCUCUGAUACCAAAGGACCCACUAUUAAUGUGGACAAGAAGCUGUCAUUGUCUACAAUAAUGGCGGAUCCUGAGUGCCUUUCAGUAACUGCGACUCAGGAGGUCCUUCUUAAUCGCAACACGCUGCUCACCAAGAUUAAACUCAUAGAUGAAAAGAGGUGCUCUGAACAGGGCAUGGUUGGCCAUAACAUCAAGAAGACUUCCAUGUUGAUCAAGGUCUUGGGCGCUCCUGGGAAUUGCAUCCAGAGCACAUACCUUGGGAAACACUUUCAAGAGAUAAACAAGCACUAUUUCGACUGUGUGAUUAAGGACGCCGAGAUGCCAUGCUUCCUCUUUCGUGACUUAUUCCAGCCCUUCUUCUUAGUCCAAGACUUGGUGACUGGAGACUCUGGCAGUUUCUUGGGCAGUUACGUGCUGAAGGUGGUGGGCGGUGGCCUCACACUGGACACCAUCAGAGACUACACGGAGGAAGAAAUCUUCCGUUACAACAGCCCGCUGGACACAACGAAUAGCCUCAUCUGGAAAACAAAGGUCGAAAGGACCACCGAGGACAAAAAGUUCUACAUAAUGUCCCACCAGAGCCCUGGAGUCGAGUGGCUGUGUUUNGAGAAUUCCCCUUGCUAUGACAUCAUCCCCCAAAGCAUCUACCCACCUGAGUUCUUCUUCAAGUUGUUAGUGAGCAAUAGAGGUGUAGACAAUAGCACAUACUGUGACUACNAGCUNACCUUUAUAGUGCACAUCCAUGGGCUACCACUCAGCAGCAAGCGGUCCUCCUUCAUUGUUAUGGUGUCUACCAGCUUCUUUAUAGCCCUGGUUGUCUUCUACAUCCUGUUCUGCCUCCUGUGGCCUCAUAUAGUGAAGGCCUGGGUCUCAUUACGCUUGAAGAUUUCCAAUGCCAUGGCACCAGAGUCCUAUUAUUCAUAUUCCUCCUCUUCUGGGGGCUUCACCCUCCAUUCUCACAGCUCAGAGGGAAGUUUCGAGGGUCCCUCCAGACCAGGUACCAAAAUGGACAAUGUUCAAGCUAAGAAAGCAUAGGUGGCCUGA
This is a messenger RNA of Mus pahari (shrew mouse), 2937 nucleotides long. RefSeq names its product cation channel sperm associated auxiliary subunit gamma (gene Catsperg). The transcript is spliced from 14 exons. Gene Ontology annotation, cellular component: CatSper complex; sperm principal piece; motile cilium. Lineage: Eukaryota; Metazoa; Chordata; Mammalia; Rodentia; Muridae. The record is from RefSeq and is a predicted model, not a curated record.